ACUGUCGAUGAGCUCAUUUUCUCGGGUUACGUCUCUCCACUAGUCACCAAGUUCGCCAACCGCCUCAUCCAGAUAUCUAACAAACUGCUUGGAACCAAUAUUGCGCUCAUCGAUGGAACAAAUUUCACCGUGGCUUUGAACCCUGCUAAUGGAACAACGGAUACGCUGUAUACGGUGCAAACCGGGAAGACUGACUACUCUCGAGCUGGAUACACCAUUUCUUUUACAAGUUUGGCGAAUCAAUCUCUUCCGAGCAACGGAGACAAGCUGCCUUCUCAA
Molecule: messenger RNA, 279 nt
Organism: Ostertagia ostertagi
Lineage: Eukaryota; Metazoa; Nematoda; Chromadorea; Rhabditida; Trichostrongylidae
Source: the annotation of a GenBank genome assembly